UGCGGUUGGGAAUAAUCGCUAGAGAUGGAGAGAGGGCUCUCCGGCCCUGUCUUACUCUUCCAGAGGUCUCAAGGGAGGCGCUUCUGCUCUUCAAGAGAGAUACUCAACUGAGGGGCCUCUGCUCCUUACGAGAGGGAGAGGGGGAGAGAGAGAGAGGAGAGAUACUCUGGAGAGAGAAAGAGAAAUGGGUGAGGAAUGCAUGCUGGAGAAACAACUCGUGGAGGAAAGCAUUAGGCAGAGCGGCCUGCCCUGCCAUGCCCUUAGGGAUUUGCUUUCCAUUGGGGUGUGUCCUAGAUGCAUCUUUCGAUUAUUUGGGGUACAUGGAGAUGUGUAUUCAUGCUUAUCCCUUUCAUCUUCAUUGCUAUGGUCUGUUCUUGACUUGAGUAAUGGCCAUGAAGAAGCAACUGAUUGUAAAGUUCACGAAGGCUCAUCUUCCCCACAAGACUUAAAAGUGGGACCAGAGUUCUGUGUUGUUUGUUGGGGAAUUUUGCAACUGUCAUAUGAUGAGCAAGCCCAGCAAACUUUUGAUCUUGUAGCUUCAACAGCACAAUUAGUGAAAGGAGAGGGCUUUGAGAUUGAUAGCUUUUCUCUUGAAGUUUCAGUACCCCCCAUCAUUUUGGGUAAUGAGCGUUCAGUCUGGCUAUACAUGAAGAAGAGGUAUGGUUCAGAAAGUCGGUUCCAAGAUAAAUUCUUUUCUGGAAGUAUAUCUGUCAAGGAUGCCUUGAGAUUUUCGAUAACAAAAUCGCUUGAAGAAAUGUUGGCUGUUAAAGUGGCUGUGAGGUCCUUCCAUAUCCGUUUCACAUACACACAUAGCGAUGCAUCUUCAAAGAUUAGUCUUGUUCAAGGAUCAAGAACUGAUGGUCAUAAGAAACAGAAGCGAGGUGACAAAGAACUUUUGGAGGGUAUUGAUGCUUCAGAUCUGGAAAUCAAUAAAGAGUCUUUUGGAUUAGAUAUUGCGGAACAAGAUCGCAUAUUUCAGGUCCCUCCUGCUAAGGUUAAUCAACCAUGCAAAGUGACCACUCUUUGCUACAGAACGCCUGUGUACGUUGGUGGGAGAUACCUGAAGUAUUCUAGAAAUGUGAGCCAAACACGUUGGAUAAUCGAUGAGGAGAGAAUGGGGGAGACAUCUGUUGAAGAGAUCAUCGGGAACCUAACCCUUUCCAUUUUAAAAGCUGACAGUUACAAGUUUCAUGCUGCUGGUAGGGAAGAUAUUGAUGUUCGGAUGUUGGGUUCAGGCCGUCCUUUCCUGGUGGAAAUUGCAAAUGCACGAUCUCUGUCCUCACAUACUGAGUUUGCCGAACUACAAGAGAAAAUAAAUAACUUGGAACCCAGAAUUGUUAGAGUAAAAAAUCUCAAGGAGGUUGGUGUUGAUGCCUGGACUAUUUUGCAACAAGGAGAGGCAGAGAAACAGAAGCAAUAUGCUGCCCUAGUAUGGAUUUCACGCUCACUUGAGGAUGAGGAUUUGAAGUGCAUGUCCUCAAUAAAAGAGAUGGAUAUCAUUCAAAGAACCCCAAUUAGGGUGCUUCAUCGCCGAAGCCCAUUAGAAAGGAAGCGAAUGAUACAUUGGAUGAGGGCUGAGAGAAUCCAUGGAAGUAAGCAGUUUUUCAUUUUGCAUCUCUGUACACAGGCUGGAACAUACAUCAAGGAAUUUGUACAUGGAGAUCUUGGGCGAACUCAUCCCAACUUGGGUUCCAUCUUGGGAUGCAGAGCUGAGAUACUACAACUUGAUGUUACUGAUGUGAAAAUGGAUUGCUUUAACUCUUGAUAUAUCCCUGUAUUGCUCCAGCUUGCCUUUCUUUUAUGACAACUUCUUGAAAAAUCACCUGAUGGUGAAAGGACUAUGCCAAUGUGGUCCAGUUUUGAUUGCCUCCUAAGUCUACAUUGAGGAUAUGCAAGCUAUGUUGUGAGGAUCUGCCCGUUUUUAUUUGGACAAGGCUUGUACCACUUCAACCAGUUGCCGAGGGCUAUUUAUAGCUUUACUGUGCUUAAUGUCUUACUUGAGGAACCAUAGCAAUUAAUGGAAGUAAUGCUUGAUUAUGAUAUUGUACUAGCUAGCCUAUUGGGUAUCCAAGAUGGCUUAAAUGCUUCGAUAUAAUUCAGAGAUCUAUAUUCAGAGCUGUCUUUUUUCUUCUUCUUUUUUGUCUUAGUUUAGAACACUAGACAACAAAUGGUGUUACUUUCCCAUUGAAAAGGGUUAUAUCCCAAAUUAUUAUUAAAUAUAAGCAACAGGGUGAUGGAUCAAGUA
Molecule: messenger RNA, 2245 nt
Organism: Amborella trichopoda
Lineage: Eukaryota; Viridiplantae; Streptophyta; Magnoliopsida; Amborellales; Amborellaceae
Product: Pseudouridine synthase family protein
Biological process (GO): tRNA pseudouridine synthesis
Molecular function (GO): RNA binding; pseudouridine synthase activity
Source: RefSeq, a predicted model, not a curated record